Ictidomys tridecemlineatus (thirteen-lined ground squirrel) is the source of this 3881-nucleotide messenger RNA. The record is from RefSeq and is a predicted model, not a curated record. NCBI's taxonomy places the organism in Eukaryota, Metazoa, Chordata, Mammalia, Rodentia, Sciuridae.
AUGACAACCCCCGCCAUGGAGGACCUAGGGCCCAUGACUCCUGCCAUAGGCUACAGUGACCAGUGGGACAGUGUUCUCAUUGGGCAUCGUGAGUCCAAGCUGCGGCUAGUAAUGGCGUCUCGCCAGGGGGCUGCCAGCUCCCCGCAGGCCGUUAAUGAGCCCCGGAACAGGAACACCUGGAGCCCAGAGGUGGCGGCCGCGCAGAGGAAGGGACGACACCCGAACGGGGAACUUGACCUGGGCUCGGACCAGGGGCUGGAAGCUUUGUUUGCGGCUGGUGGUCCUUCUGCUGGCCCGGGCACCGUGGUCUUCCCCAGUCAAGAAGCACCUCUCACGAGAUCUAAUGCAGACACUGCCCCCCAUCACAGUGUGUUAGGACAAACUCAGAAGCAAGGCCCAGCAGUCAUUCCAGUUUGGAUUCCUGUUUAUAAACUUGAAGGGUCUAAGUGCAAAGGGCAGCUUCUGAUUUUUGGGGCAACCAACUGGGACUUGAUUGGUCGAAAAGAAGUGCCUAAACAACAAGCUGCUUACCGCAAUCUUGGUCAGAAUUUGUGGGGACCCCACAGGUAUGGGUGCCUGUCAGGGGUACGGGUGCGAACGGUGGUUUCGGGGUCGUGUGCUGCCCACAGCCUCCUCAUCACCACGGAAGGGAAGCUGUGGAGUUGGGGUCGAAAUGAGAAGGGGCAGCUGGGCCAUGGCGACACCAAGAGAGUUGAGGCCCCCAGACUCAUCGAGUCCCUCAGCCACGAGGCCAUUGUAUUGGCUGCGUGUGGGCGCAACCACACCCUGGCCUUGACGGAAACGGGCUCCGUGUUUGCUUUUGGAGAGAACAAAAUGGGGCAGCUGGGGCUAGGCAACCAGACGGACGCUGUCCCCAGCCCCGCGCAGAUAAUGUACAACGGCCAGCCAAUUACCAAAAUGGCCUGCGGGGCUGAAUUCAGCAUGAUAAUGGACUGCAAAGGAAACCUCUAUUCCUUUGGGUGCCCUGAGUACGGCCAGCUGGGACACAACUCGGACGGGAAGUUCAUUGCCCGGGCUCAGCGGAUAGAGUACGACUGUGAGCUGGUGCCCCGGAGGGUGGCCAUCUUCAUCGAGAAGACGAAAGACGGGCAGAUCUUGCCUGUCCCAAACGUGGUGGUGCGUGAUGUGGCCUGUGGCGCCAACCACACGCUGGUUUUGGACUCCCAGAAGCGUGUCUUCUCCUGGGGCUUCGGUGGCUAUGGCCGGCUGGGCCACGCGGAGCAGAAGGACGAGAUGGUGCCGCGCCUGGUGAAGCUCUUCGACUUCCCGGGGCGAGGGGCCUCCCAGAUCUACGCUGGCUACACCUGCUCCUUUGCCGUCAGCGAAGUGGGUGGCCUGUUUUUCUGGGGGGCCACCAACACCUCCCGUGAGUCCACCAUGUACCCGAAAGCAGUGCAGGAUCUCUGCGGCUGGAGGAUCCGAAGCCUGGCGUGUGGGAAGAGCAGCAUCAUCGUGGCGGCGGACGAGAGCACCAUCAGCUGGGGCCCAUCGCCGACCUUCGGGGAGCUGGGCUACGGGGACCAUAAGCCCAAGUCUUCCACUGCGGCCCAAGAGGUGAGGACUCUGGACGGCAUCUUCUCAGAACAGGUAGCCAUGGGCUACUCACACUCCCUGGUGAUCGCACGGGACGAGAGCGAGACCGAGAAGGAGAAGCUGAAGCGGCUUCCGGAGUACAACCCGCGCACGCUCUGAGGCGCCGCGACCCGUGGCAGCCGUCACUCCACCUGCACUGGGACGGGAAGUCGGACGAGGAAUCAAAAGCAAAGUUGACCGAAGGUGCAUUUUGUUAGACUCCCUGAGGUUCCGUUUUCUACGUGAUUCAACGUUAACUACCUUUUCCUGUUUGCUUUCCAAAGUGUUUUUUUCUCCCUUCGAUGUUUAAUUAAAAUAUUUGCUCAUAGUUGACCUACCAUUCCUACAAGAGAGGCAGAAACUUGAGCAAUCUAGGUUUUUUAAGUUGUAUUUCUUGUCCCUCCUAAACACAGCCCAGGCCCCCACUCCAGCUGUCCUUAGCCUUGUGAUCCGCGGGGGCGCUGCCUGGGACAGGCAGCGCCACUUAUUUACUCAGACAAAAACGUCCCUCCUGGGAACCAGCAGCAUCUAGACCAAGCCGUCCCGGAGACGGCCACCUCCCUCCAAACCAUGCUCUCGUGCUUCGGAUGCAUCCGGGUCACUUGCCUGCUUUUUUUGCGCAGACUGGCUCAGGCCAGUGUGUGUGCCCCUCUGCUGCUUGUAGCCACAGCCUCACUGCAGAAUCUGCCACCCCCACCCUCCCGGCGGGGGCCUCGGGGUCUGUGUUUAGCCAUUUAUACCUACUCUAGCUGUUUAAAAAAAAAAAAAAGUCCAAAUGCAAAUCAGGUGAUCGUGGAACCGCGGGGACAUGGAGGGCAGAGGGGGACCGGCUGUGUUUGUUGAAGGGUCCAGCCUCAUGGCUCCCGGGGGAGCCCAGGCCUGGUGUCACUAGCGCUCACCAAUCAGAAGUCCUCAGCCAGAGCCGGCAGGGGAAGAGCGCUCUCCUGUCCCUGCAGAGGAAGAGUGGCCGCCCGCGGCCCCGCACUCAGGCCCUGUCCUGGCUGCGCCCUGCCCAGGGCGGGCCGGCCGGUUCCCCGAGGCUGUUCUUCGGCUCCCGCGCUCCUCAGUCACGGUUGCUUGGCUCUGGUACCAAAUAGUCGGAUUCCCGAAGAAGCCCUGCCCCGAGGGUCAGCCCAGGUGCCGGGAUGCCGCCCGCCUCCCCGUCAAGUGCCCUCUGCCGAGCCCGUCCCUGGUGGUGACUGCGGCGGGAGCUCCGAGGUGCCUUCCUGGACCCUCCUCACUGGGACCCGAGCGAGGCGACAGCCCUGGUGGCUCUCGGGCUCCAGAGGGUCUGCGCUGGUUUGGGUGCUUUAAGUAGAUGUGUAGUCAGUGGUGCUCAUGGGGCGAGGGUGGGGGGGCCCGGAGCUGGCCGCAGCCUUUGUGUUUGCUUCUUCUGUUGUCACCACUUGUCAUCGUCUCGAUGUUAAAAUGCCAAAAAUGAUCGAGUUGUCGUUGACCUUCUUCCUGUCCUCCUACCCCAGUCGCUCCAGAAGUGACUUCUGCUCUUGUUGGGCAUGUAAAAUGUCUGUCCCAGCCCGUCCUGUGGCCUCGUGGGACAUAAGCUUGUGUCGAAGACACGGGUCUGAGUUCACGCUCGUCCCUGCUGAUCUGUGCUGGCCUGAGGUCCAGGGGACGGGCUCUGCUGACUGGCCUGAUGUGUCCAAGUCACCCCCAGACGCCUUCCACUUGAGCCCUCUGUGCGUGGACCUAAUCAUUUCCCUGGACAGGUCUCUUUCCUGGUGUGUGGCUUGGGCAUCUGUGCUCCUUGUACCCUGGAGGUCUUCCCCGAGUUGUGUGGUCACCAAGAGGGACAAGGACACAGUAGGCUGGGCGCUGCCCUGUGCUGAGCUGGGCUCAGAUCUUCAGGAACAAAUCUAAAAUCAGCAGCCCACCACCCUGUCCAGGGCCCUUGCUGGGAGCCGGGCAGGAAAGGGGCCUUGCCAGGGAGGAUGGUCCUGUGCCCUCUUGCACCCCUUCUCCUGAUGUAGAAUUGUCACAUGAAUUUCCUGGAGGGGAUACCCCUUAGGCAGGAGUUGGGGGCAUCCUGCAUGUCCAGAAGAGGGUGUAGAGUGGCCUGGGUGGGGACGCGCUUUGUGCUCCGUGGUCCUGAGAGCUUCCAGCGUCUCCUGUCGGGAAGGAGGGCCCUGGAGGAGGCGUAGGUGGAGGGCCCAGAGGACCGUGUGGUUUGGUCGAAGGUGCCUGGUUUAGUGCUGUAACUGUCUUAUUUUUUUUUAUAUAUAUAUUUCUUGGAGUAAGCAUUUUAAAUAAACGGCGUCGUGUUGACUCCG